Elgaria multicarinata webbii is the source of this 3589-nucleotide messenger RNA. RefSeq names its product LHFPL tetraspan subfamily member 6 (gene LHFPL6). The coding region runs from base 298 to 912 and encodes 204 amino acids. The record is from RefSeq and is a predicted model, not a curated record. Lineage: Eukaryota; Metazoa; Chordata; Lepidosauria; Squamata; Anguidae. The transcript is spliced from 4 exons. Gene Ontology annotation, cellular component: membrane.
CCGCCGCGUGCCCAACAGCUGGAGAAAGGCGGCGCUUUGCAGCUUCCAUGCGUGCCGGGGCCAGAUCGGCGACGGCAGCUUCCAUUGGAGAGAAAGGAUCAAUAAGAGUGAAAAAACUCUCCACUACGCCAGGAACUUUACUCUCAAUGGUACAAGAAUCAAAUACGAUGGCUCUUACGGAAGGUUUUGUUGGACUGCACUGUUAUUGGGACUAAAGGCCUUUGGAUUACCCACAAUUCCUCUCCUAACCUGCAUGGCAUUGUGCCCCAGCCUCCGUUUUUGUCACAAAUAGGAGCUAUGACUAGGAAAAUGGCAUCUAGCCUUACUUGUACGGGAGUGAUAUGGGCAUUUUUUUCCUUCCUCUGUGCUGGGGUCUCCUGUGUGGGGUUCUUCAUGCCUUACUGGCUGCUGGGGUCUCAGCUGGAGAAAUCGGUGUCCUUUGGCACUUUCCGGAGAUGUUCCUAUCCAGUGCUGGAUGAGAGCCGCCAGAUCACCGUGAUGGUGGAGCAGUGCGGACGCUAUGCAUCAUUCCAGGCCAUUCCAAGCGUGGAGUGGAGGAUCUGCACUGUGGUGACAGGGCUGGGCUGCGGUCUUCUCCUUCUGGUGGCCCUGACUGCACUCAUGGGAUGCUGCGUGUCUGAGCUUAUCUCCAGGACUGUGGGCAGGGUGGCUGGAGGCCUCCAGUUCUUGGGUGGUCUGUUAAUUGGUUCUGGUUGUGCGCUUUAUCCUCUGGGCUGGGACAGUGAAGAAGUCAGGCAGACCUGUGGUAACCUUUCCAAUCAGUUUGAACUGGGCACCUGUGAAAUUGGCUGGGCUUACUACUGUACCGGAGGAGGCGCUGCUGCAGCUAUGUUGAUCUGCACUUGGCUGGCCUGUUUCUCUGGCAAGAAACAAAAACAGUAUCCUUACUGAGGCCAGAAAGACCCAGAACAAAAUGAACCAGUUUAGGGGGUUAAACAAAAGAAGAAAAAUAAAAGAAAUGAGUAUGUAAACCUUUCUUGGAAAGGUACCUUAGCUCCUCCUUGUAGCCAGGUCAAUACAAACAAGUCAAUGAAGUUGGAAUUGAUAUGUGAUGCUGUGAAUAGUGGGGUUCUCGUUAUCUUAGGGGUAUAAACCAAGAAUCCCAUGGGGCUUAGGCGCUUACUACAUUAUUCCUAGCCUAUUGUGGAAUAGUAGAACUACAGGAAGUAUGCCCUAUCUGGGAGGGGGAAGCAAUGAUUGACGUAUAGCAACCAUCAAUUGAAAGGGUGAAAAAAAAAAUCCAGAAUGGAUUUUUUCACAUGGAUGUAGAGGGCCUUUCUUCACCAUUUGGUUACUCACUUGGAUGAGAGUCGUCGCUGAUUUUCCUGAAGUGUUCAGCCCACAUCAGCUCGCAGCUGGAGCGGCUUCCCCCGUGUGUGUGUGUGUGUGUGUGUGUGUGUGUGUGUGUGUUUGUGUGUUCAGAGCACCUAUUUUCAGGCCUUAAAAGUAUUAGCCUUUAGGGGCUCCCCAACCAUUUGGAGUUUAAUUUAGUGAACCUGGCAUGAAAGAUGCAAAGGGUUUUUGUCGCAAGACUCCUGAAAGCACAGCUGCCUAGCUUUGCACAGACACAUUUCCUUCAUACAUUUGUGCUACGAAUGGUAGCCUCAAAGUUGCUGUUUUUAAAAUGUACCAGCCUCCAAACAGUUCAAAAGGACUGCCUUUCUGUGUGCCACAGAGUAGCGUGAGGAGGAGUUUGCCAUGGAAGGCAUUGUUACUCAGGCAAACAGCCAAGGUUGGCGUAGUCUUUUCACCUUCAUCUAUAAAGCACAGAAAUCCAUGUCAGUUUUUAACUCUCUUCACAAAUGCACACACCAACACACUCUUUUAUUUGACACAUAAACUAUAGAUGGGAUCAAGUUACAUGUUGAAAACAUCUGUGUAAUGGAAACCCAACAAGUCGAGGGGGGUGGUGGGUUUUUUAGUGAUGGCGGGCAUGAAAAGCUACUUUUGUAUGAGCAACCGGAUAGGUGUGAAAAGAGUCCCAUGCCACCUCACCUCUCCACUCCCAAGUAGCCCCUGCUGAAGCACAUUUUCAUGUGGAAAAAGGGUGUGCAGCUACCAUUAUAUGCAUUUUGUGCAAUGUGUACAUCGGGCCUGCCGUACACUUUCUUCAUGUGCAAUAUCAUUCACAGAUGAAAAUACAUGUACAUCUUUCUUCCCAUGUAUACAAGCAAUCCCCCCUUUCCAACACCUACUUCCAGCACAGCACAGCACAGCACACAUAUUUAUAUCCCCAUCUCCCUUUUGUAUCCAUACCGCUUCAGACAUGUUUGGCUUUUCUUUCUCUUCCCUCCUCCACCAAUUCAAGCUCCCCUCUUCCCACUGACUCCAGAGCAGGAGUGAGGAACUUCAGGCCUAGGGCCCAAAUCCAGCCUUCCUUUGGUUCCGGUCUGGCCCUCUAGGUUUUCCCCGAUGGCCACACACCCUUCUCCUGGGCCCACUCUUUCCCCCAAUAACCUAGCUUUUGUGCAGUACCCCCACCCCGGUUCUAAAACACAUUUCCUAAGGCUGUUACUAGCUAAAAGAGCUUUAAGCUAAAAUAUGGUAGUACUUUUUUGUAAUGUUGGUCCUGCCCCUUUGCCCUUCAGCCUGUCCUCCCCACCCCGGAAAUACAGCCUCGGACAGCUUCUCUGAAAUUGAAAUUGACGCUCGGGCUGGAAACACUCCUCACCCAUGCUCUAGAGAGAAGCAGAGACAAAUAUUUGUCUUGCUUCACAUUUCUUUCCUUCACAGGGUGGCUUUGAAUAUUUCACCCAAAGCAGCAAACCGAGGAAUUGUAAGUGACUCCCUUCCUCGGCCACUCUUAGCUCUUCCAUGAAGGGGAGAUAUGUAUAUUACCCACCAUAAGAUACACCCUCUUCUUUGCAUGGUCAGAGUGCGCAUCUGAUCAUCACACAAGACCAAGAAAUGGCAACAGAGGACAUGUCAUUUCUACUUACUCAGUCAUUUGAGACCACUACAACAACUGCUUUUUCUACUACUGCUUCAGGUGAUAGCCACUCACACAAAAGUAUGUGGAGCAGAAUAGUUGCAAUGAAUACUGUGCAAUUCUUUUUUUUUUUUUUGCUAGAUUAUUUUAAUUUCAGUAUUAUACCACAUUUUAAACUAAAAACAUAAUGGACUUAUGGGCCAUUUUUUCCAGUAUUUUAUAUAAUCCAUGUACACGUGUUCUCAAGUUUUAUUAACGGCCUUUUCAGACCUAUAUAAUUUUAUAUUAACCUCAAUGUUUUCAAGAUUAUUACACAAAUGCAAUACUUUAUUCAGCAUAUGUAGCCUUUUAGAUAGAGUAUUCCUAUGAAGGGCAGUCAAAGGACAGUUCUGUCCAAUGAGAAUUGUGUGUGUGUGUGGGGCACAGUAGAAUAUUACUACUUAUGCAAGAGCAAUGACAAACAUCUUCCAAGUUUUGUUACUAAUGCUGUUAAGUAAUUAUUGUUGUAUUGUGCUGUAUUGUUUAUUUUAAUAUUCAUCUUUGUAAUGUAAUAUAAAAUGUACUAUUUUGUUUGUACUUUAGAACCUGUGUAAAUAAAUGUCUUAUCUAUGAUACUUCAAUUAUAUUGUUAAUCUUGUG